ACAGUUUCUAGUUUCAGAUGUGUUCGGAUAGGCCCGCCCGUAUGGGCCCAUUUUGUUUGAAAGGAGUUUGUGUCAUGGACUGUUGUUUUAGGAGAAAGGGCGACCUGGCUUUGUAAUAACUCUGCUCAGGAAAGGGGGGGGGAAAGGGAUACGAACAUGGUGCUUUAUGAAAGAAUGAUUGAAGACUGCGGGCAGAGCGUUGACACCAUGGCAGAUAGAAGGCAACUGUUGGUGGAGAUGAGGGCUCAGGAUUUGGAUUCUAUACGACUGUCGACGUACAGAACAGCCUGCAAACUCAGAUUUGUGCAGAAGAAAUGCAACUUGCAUUUGGUCGACAUUUGGAACGUCAUCGAGGCUUUCCGGGAGAACGGCCUCAACGCCAUGGACCUCAACGCUGAGCUUUCCGUGGCUCGUCUAGAAGUCGUGCUGUCCACUAUCUUCUACCAGCUGAACAAGCGCAUGCCCACCACGCAUCAGAUAAACGUGGAACAGUCCAUCAGCCUGCUGCUCAACUUCCUGCUGGCAGCCUAUGACCCGGAGGGCCACGGCAAGACAUCUAUCUUUGUUGUGAAAAUGGCCCUCGCAACCAUCUGUGGUGGGAAAAUUCUGGAUAAAUUAAGAUGUAAGAAACACAACAAAUCUUUAUCUUACUUUUAA
Molecule: messenger RNA, 657 nt
Organism: Pundamilia nyererei
Lineage: Eukaryota; Metazoa; Chordata; Actinopteri; Cichliformes; Cichlidae
Product: dystrobrevin alpha-like
Exons: 5
Coding region: 157-657 (166 amino acids)
Biological process (GO): synaptic signaling
Cellular component (GO): synapse; plasma membrane
Source: RefSeq, a predicted model, not a curated record